This is a messenger RNA of Aspergillus versicolor CBS 583.65, 1757 nucleotides long. Its product is annotated as isocyanide synthase family protein. The transcript is spliced from 5 exons. The coding region runs from base 72 to 1757 and encodes 561 amino acids. Lineage: Eukaryota; Fungi; Ascomycota; Eurotiomycetes; Eurotiales; Aspergillaceae. The record is from RefSeq and is a predicted model, not a curated record.
CAGCGUUCAAACAUCUACUGUCUCAGCUUUCUUUUGCAUUUACAGCACUGCAUCUUUUGUCUAUUUACAACAUGUCCAUUAACUACGGAUCAUCUGUCUAUCACCACGUCGCUGGAGUCUACCAGCGCGACCAAAGCGGUCGACUGCUGGUUGCUGAGGGUAGAUAUGCUAAACAGAUCCGUUCAUUUUGGUCUGACAUAUCCAACGUUGCCUUGAAAGGAGAAACGACUGAACGGACUGAGUUGUCCUCUGGCAAGGCCGUCAACUCCACACAGACUACGCUUCCAUUCAACAUCCAAAGGGACCAGUCUGAGCAGACACAGACCUUCCAAAUCCACGAGCUACUGGAACCUGAUAGUGAUGAUGUCCGUGGACUCAUCACAUCCGAACCCUCAUCCUUCCUCCAGCCUGUCUUCUUCAACUGGGCAAAAACAUUUCUCCUCUUGAAUGCCCGUAUGCUCACAACUGGCGUCUCAUUCGACUCGAUAAAUAUAGAAGCAUUAAAGAUUGCUGAUCAGGUAGCCGAUCUCUUCGAAUCCAUCAAAAACACCAGUCAGGACGAUAAAUGGUCCACAGAAGGUCGCCAAUACUUCAUCAACAAGGUCUAUUCGUUCACCAAAGACAGUCGGCACAUCGAGCUUUGUCUCCCUGCGUUCCCAUGCAAGUCCUCAAACCCGGAGAAAGUUGCCGGUGUGUCUCCAGAUGCUGCAGAGUAUCUUGCCCUCAACCACCUACACAGUUUCGUGGAGCAAGUCUCGAAGAUAUAUACCCCUGGAGCAACGCUGUGGAUUAUCAGCGAUGGCCAUGUAUUUUCCGAUUGCAUUGGUGUAGAUGAUUCCCUAGUUGACGAGUACGGACAGACCCUCGAGAUCGAAUAUCGUCGCCGGCAAGAGUCCACUGGGAACGGAUACAUCAAAUUCACGGGGCUUGAAGACCUCUUCUUCUCAUCUCUUGAAACAACCGCCGCCUUUUCAACAGACAUGCUCACUGAUGUCGAGAUCCCCCAGCCUAUUGAGACCAUCCGCACCGACAGUGCCCAGAAGUGUCGGCUCCUGCUAGAGAAAGUUGGAGGGAUUGACCGGGACCAUCUGAGACAGUUGAUUACGGAUAAACACCAUGAUACCCUCGCUCUCUAUCAAGGACAAUCGCGGUUUAUGCUCGAGGACCUGGCCAGCUAUUUGUCUGCUAGGAAUAUGGGUGGGAAGCAGAAGAAGAGGGUUGCAAGCAGUGUUGCUGCUGAGAUGAUUGCAAGGAAUCACGCCUACUCGAACCUGGUUGAGCUCCUGUUCCCCCAUCACAUCCGUCUCUCGAUCCAUGCACACUCCAACUGCGGUCCCAAGUUUGGCAUCCGUCUUUUUCCCAAAGGAACAGUUCGCCCAGUCCUAGAUGCCCAGUCUCUCCUCUCAACCACCGAAUCAUCGAAAUCCACCUAUGAAUUCCAAAUUCCUACCGCGUGGCACAAUUGUCUUGCCAAGGUUGACGAAAGUGAAACUAUGCUUCUCACAAGAUCUGGAAUUAUACGCGAUGCAAUCAGGAAAGGUAUCUUCUCCGGAUCUUGGUGUGAAGAUACCAAUGGGGGGUAUUUCGCGGUGAAACGUAUCCAAGACAAGUCUGAGGAGCAAACGGGACAGGAGGUGGCACUUAGAGAGCCCAGACCAGAGCCCCUUAAGAGUCCCCUCAGUGUUUUCGGCUUGUUCGUGUGGAGUCGGCUUAUGGGCAUGUGGGCGGCGUUUCGGACUGUGGUGAGGUGGUCUUGA